CGCUCCAGACGCGGAACAAAAAGUCGUUGCAGUUCAAGAUGCAGUCGCAGGCAGUUUGUGUCUGGGGAGGGAAACGUCCAAUCCAAUCGUGGCACUUCACUCAAGUGCAACUUGAACCGCAGUUCAAGUCCAGACAACCUCCGCCUCCCUGUCCGCAACCUCAGUUUCACACCGCUUCUCAUACUACUGAACAUUAUCCACGGACUUCACUGGCACUAUUAGAAAACUUUCUGCAUGUAACAACUUUGCCUUGAUACCAUGUCCAGGCCGACAUCCAGGAGCGGUGCGCGACUUGAACCUCCCCGGAAGAGUGUCGAACUGGUAGACCCAGGUGCACAUGAACUCUCCUCGGAGGGUGAAGAGGAAUACUUCUCAGACGCUUCAGAAGGUCGCAGACCAUCAUCAAGACCUGCCACUCCUUCCUCGCCCAUACCCAAGACCCGAAUAGAGAAGGUCGAUGAUGCCCCAAGCCACGGCGAGGUCCCGGGCACAUCUGCCUACGAAAAGAGAUUGGGCGACGCGGUGCCUGAUGAGGUUGAGAUAUUGUCUCCCGGUCACGAGAGCAGACGUUUCUCGCAGUCACUUGAUCCUGGGACCACACAGGAGGGUUCCUCAAUACCUCGCACUGUGGUAGAGAAAGUCGACCCAGGGACUCCGAGUCAUGGAGAGAUUCCAGGAACCCUGGCUUAUCUACAAAGACAGAUGGAUGCUGCUCCAGAUGUCAUUAUCAAGACGCCAGAGUCUAUGCAACACCAGAAGGAUGCAACGGUGGAUGAGCCUGAUGAUGCAAACCCGCCGUCUUCUUCUUCGACUGGUGCUAUCCCAGAAACUGUGGUCACGCGCGUUGAUACUAUACCGGCCCAUGGAGAGGUUCCUGGGACAGAAGCGUACGAAAAGCGUACUCAAGACGCAGCCCCGGAUGUUCUCGAGAGACAGGACAGCACUUCAGGGUCACCAACACCUCAUAGACCCAUGAGCGAUUCGCCGCACAGCUCCAAUCCGGGGAGCGACAGUAAUAGCCACGAUAACGCAAAUAACGAUAUGAACGACUUUGGAGACGACUUUGAUGACUUUGAGGAAGGCGCACAGGCUGGAAAUGACGAUGAAUUUGGAGACUUCGACGACGGAUUCCGAGACCCGGAAGCUGCUGAAACUGAAGACGAGCUCGCGGAAAGCCCUUCUAUACCUACCUAUCAAGACACGGGCAUACCCGCCGAAUCCUUUCCUUUAGUCGACUUCGACACACUAUCAUCGUUGAAGGACCUAAUUGCCGCCACGCGAACUCACCUGGACACCAUGUUCCCAUCGUCUACUGACGAACAAAUAUCCGCAGUACCACAAUCAGAUCCGAUUCCGGACUCUUCACCAGUCUUUCCAACCGACAGGUCACAGUCAUUAUGGAAACAACUGAUCACUCCUCCUCCCCUCCAACCACCCAACUGGGCGCAGUCUAGGAUCCGACGUCUAUUCCUGGUCAGCUUGGGGGUCCCCGUCGAUCUAGACGAGAUCCUGCCCCCGUCCAAACAGAAGAAACUUAUUCUACCAGACAUUAGUUUGCAGCCCUCAACCCGAAAAUCAGAGUCCGACGCGGCCCUCGGCUCUGUGGCGCGGCUGAAAGCACAAGCCGCCAAUGACUCGACUGGCUCGGUGGACAGCACCCAGUCCGGGGCAAAGGAACGGCUUAGUCGAUCCAGACGGCCUAAGGGACCCCCGCCCCCUCCUGAGUUUGACCUUGUAGCCGUGAAGCGCCUCUGUGCCACCACUGACGAGAAGCUAGAAGGAUUCACUGAUGAGGAGCUUCAAGCCCAUGUCAAAGAGCUGAAAGAUCUCACGGAAAAGACCUCGGAGCUGUUGGAGUACUGGUUAAAACAGCGAGACGGGUUACGGAAGGAAAAGGAAGCCUUUGAGGGCGUUAUUGAAAACCUCGUCAGACAUGCUAGAAGGGUGCGGAAAUGAUACACCUGGCGCGUCAUGGCGCAAAGCAGCAUGCUCAUUUUCCUGGCGGCUCCGGCCGCCGAUCAGACCUUUUUCCUGAGUGCAUUCGUGAUCCCGUUUCAACCAGGAGACUUGGAGUGGCGCGAUAUGCAGCCAACGGACGUCCAAGGGUUAAAUGUCCGCCUGGAAAGAACAGCAGCGGCGAUCUAAUUAUCCUGCACAAGUUUUGAUGUUGUAGCGGCCAAGAAGUCUACAACUAGGAUCGCUUGUCUUGAACUGUUCAAUCGGGGCCCACACAACCGACGUCGCAGGACUGCUCCUCUUAGGUCGUGUGAAUCGAGAACCGCGGCCUUCUCAGCGGAAAUAGACAGCCUGUAAUUCCCGUGCUGGAGCAUCAACUUGGUCAAGCAUGCCUCAAUUGAGAAAUCAGAUUGCUCUUUCGGGGUAUUGGAAGGGCUCGACAAUUUAUUCCAAUGAGUGAGCAAGGAACCACCGCUCCGCCACUUUAUUCCAGGGUCCCACCCACCUAUCCACGACGGUCUUGGAGGGGACAAGCUUAAAAGCACUUGGAGCGAGCUGAGGACGAGGGAAGUAUAACUGCAUAUGCUCCCCGGAGCCGCCUUCCCCUCCUCUAAUACCUAGGUAACAAUCUUGGUACCUAGGUAUCUUCCCUUCGUAAUGCUUUGUCAGACCUCCUUACACCAGAGCUAUUAGUAGGAGACCGUUCGCAAACCGGAGCUGUAUCCAUGUGACUCGACAAGGGCCAUACAACGUAGUACCGGGAACGUCUGCGGACUUCCUUAUCAACAGGCAUUGACUGCAUCUCCCCACGCAUACCUACCUGGAUGGAAGGCAUCGCCAGUUUCUACAACCGUUGCGAUUAGCUCCUUAUUAUUAGAGUACUGGAGCCGAGGAGAGUCUCCUGGCUUGAUUCGCUACUACUGAGGACCAUACUGCUGGGUAUGUUUCCAACGGAAUCUCAUUUUGUUGCUGGCUCUGUAGGUUCAGGCUCGUCCCCUG
This is a messenger RNA of Exophiala dermatitidis NIH/UT8656, 2955 nucleotides long. RefSeq lists its product as uncharacterized. NCBI's taxonomy places the organism in Eukaryota, Fungi, Ascomycota, Eurotiomycetes, Chaetothyriales, Herpotrichiellaceae. The transcript has 4 exons. Bases 259 to 1956 code for a protein of 565 amino acids. The record is from RefSeq and is a predicted model, not a curated record.